Molecule: messenger RNA, 632 nt
Organism: Coccomyxa subellipsoidea C-169
Lineage: Eukaryota; Viridiplantae; Chlorophyta; Trebouxiophyceae; Coccomyxaceae
Exons: 3
Coding region: 54-380 (108 amino acids)
Biological process (GO): cytochrome complex assembly
Cellular component (GO): cytochrome b6f complex
Source: RefSeq, a predicted model, not a curated record
GGCGUCCGUUGCAUCGAUCCGUGAGCCAAUUCGUACAAUUGAACUUAGCGAAGAUGGCUGCAGUCGCUUCCACCUCCGCCGUUGUCAGGCCCGCAGUGCAGAAGCUCGCCGUGAGGAGGCCAGCGACUGCUCGCCCUGCCCCCAAGGCGCUGCGAUGCCUAGCACAGAAUGAGCAGCAGCAGAGGCAUCAGGUCGCAGCUUCAGCAGCAGCUAUCUCAGUGUUCGCUCUGGCAGCAGCUGCUCCUGCGGCCCAGGCAGCCACUGAGGUCAUGCAGCUCGCAGAGGGUGAGCCUUUCAUUGUGAACGUGGGCUGGGCUGCUCUGGCAGCAAGCUUCAGCUUCUCUCUGGCAGCCGUUGUCUGGGGCCGCUCUGGAAUGUAAGCAGCUGGUCAGUUGGCAGCACUCAUCACUGGGCGUUUAGCAUUCAGACCUGAUGGACCAAGGAAUGAAUGAUAGUAUUGAGAAGAGACAGUAGUUGAGGAGCGAAAGAGUAGCACAUUGCUGCUCAGACAAUUUGAAGUACCUUGGGCGUCGCAUGAAGAGCUGACAUUUAUAGCUGAUGCAUCAACCCCCAUCUUGAACUUGCUGCAUGCACGGCCUGUUGGCACGCUUCUGUAAUCGAUGCAAUAGCGG